AUGUCGACUUUGGCAGGUGCCUUUAAUGGGCUUAUCGCUUAUGGUAUCACGAAAGAUCUGAAUGAAGUCAAUGGCUGGAAACCAUGGCGCUGGAUUCUUCUGAUUGAGGGUAUAAUGCCUUGUGCAUUUGCUUUUAUCGUACUAUUCCUCUUGCCUCCAAGCCCAGAAGCACUCUCCUUUGGCUUCAGUCCCGAAGAAAAGUCACUAGUGGUGCAACGUUCUCGAAAUGCGCACAAUACAUCAGAAGCAAGACUGGAGGUGAUGAAGAUACCAUUAGUGCUCAUGAGCUUGCAUUUCUGGCUUCUUCUGGCUAUUGCCUGCUGUGGGCACUUUUGUGUUGGUUCUAUGUCGAAUUUCCUUCCGGCGAUUACUAAGAGCUUUGGUUACAAUGAAGUCAAUACGCAACUUUUUACGGUUAUCGUGUACUGCUGUGCCUGUGUUGGCAUAAAAUUCUGGGCCCGGAUCGCAGAUCGAUCUAAUGCUCGAGGACUCACGCUUGCCCUUUCUACAUGCGGCGGAAUCGCUGGAUACGCUAUUGUGGUAGCAGUAGAAAAUGAGCAUGCUCGGUUCGCCGCAACGUGUAUUGCCGCUUUCUCCAUCUACCCUAGCAUUGUGUUGCAACUUUCCUGGUCCGCGAUGAGCUUCAUUGGCUACACUAGAAGUCUUUGCCAUCUGCGGGACUCAGGCUUAUAG
Messenger RNA from Penicillium odoratum, 693 nucleotides. RefSeq lists its product as uncharacterized. Gene Ontology annotation, cellular component: membrane. NCBI's taxonomy places the organism in Eukaryota, Fungi, Ascomycota, Eurotiomycetes, Eurotiales, Aspergillaceae. The record is from RefSeq and is a predicted model, not a curated record. Gene Ontology annotation, biological process: transmembrane transport. The transcript has 3 exons. Bases 1 to 693 code for a protein of 230 amino acids. Gene Ontology annotation, molecular function: transmembrane transporter activity.